Messenger RNA from Mercurialis annua (annual mercury), 1846 nucleotides. RefSeq names its product UDP-glucuronic acid decarboxylase 1. Gene Ontology annotation, cellular component: cytoplasm. The coding region runs from base 129 to 1442 and encodes 437 amino acids. Gene Ontology annotation, molecular function: UDP-glucuronate decarboxylase activity; NAD+ binding. Gene Ontology annotation, biological process: D-xylose metabolic process. The transcript has 7 exons. The record is from RefSeq and is a predicted model, not a curated record. Lineage: Eukaryota; Viridiplantae; Streptophyta; Magnoliopsida; Malpighiales; Euphorbiaceae.
AUAAUAAUUUGAAGAAGUUCAAGAAGAGGGCUGAACGUCAAUUCAGUUACACCACUACCGACCAAUACCCGCCUCUUCCCUCCAACUUUAACCGCUUCCCUCCCCAACAAAAAAUCGCCAUUGCCACAAUGAAACAGCUUCACAAGCAAUCAAGCGCAAGCUACCACCUCCGCCGAGACGAAGAAAUACCCACCUCCCAGCCCUCACUCUACUCGCCCAAAACCCUAAAAUACCCCUCAAGAUCCCUCCCUAGAUCCAUCAACUACCUCUUCAAAGAGCAGCGUCUCCUCUUCAUCCUCGUCGGAAUCCUAAUCGGCUCCACCUUCUUCAUUCUCCAGCCCAAUCUCUCCCGCCUCGGCCCGUCCGACCCCGCCCAAUCAUCCUCUACCCACUCCUUCAUCAGAUCCAUCCCCACCGUCCAUUCUUCGUCGAGUUUCCCCAAGCAUUCUCUGUCUGCGCGUGUGCCGGCCGGCAUUGGGCGGCGGAGGCUGCGCAUCGUGGUUACGGGUGGAGCGGGGUUUGUGGGUAGUCAUUUAGUUGAUAAGUUGAUCUCGCGCGGCGAUGAAGUGAUUGUGAUUGAUAAUUUUUUUACUGGGAGAAAGGAUAAUUUGGUUCAUUUGUUUGGGAACCCGAGAUUUGAGCUGAUUAGACAUGAUGUCGUUGAACCGAUUUUGUUGGAAGUUGAUCAGAUCUAUCACUUAGCUUGCCCUGCUUCUCCUGUUCAUUAUAAGUACAAUCCUGUCAAGACUAUUAAGACAAAUGUGAUGGGUACUCUUAAUAUGUUGGGUUUAGCAAAGAGGGUCGGUGCGAGGUUUUUGCUGACUAGUACGAGUGAGGUGUAUGGAGACCCGCUUGAGCAUCCGCAGAAGGAGACUUACUGGGGAAAUGUUAAUCCAAUAGGUGAGAGGAGCUGCUAUGAUGAAGGAAAGCGGACUGCGGAAACAUUAACUAUGGAUUAUCACCGAGGUGCUGAAGUUGAGGUUCGCAUUGCUCGCAUUUUUAACACAUAUGGACCUCGUAUGUGUUUAGAUGAUGGUCGAGUUGUUAGCAAUUUUGUUGCUCAGGCCAUCCGCAAACAACCUUUGUCUGUUUAUGGUGAUGGAAAACAAACCAGGAGCUUCCAAUAUGUGUCUGACUUGGUUGACGGACUGGCGGCAUUAAUGGAAAGUGAGCAUGUAGGGCCAUUCAAUCUUGGCAACCCAGGAGAGUUCACUAUGCUGGAACUUGCUGAGGUUGUCAAAGACACAAUCGACUCAAGUGCGACAAUAGAAUUCAGACCAAAUACUGCUGAUGAUCCACACAAGAGGAAACCAGAUAUCAGCAAAGCAAAGGAGUUGCUUAACUGGGAGCCGAAAAUUUCAUUGAGAGAUGGAUUGCCCCUCAUGGUGAAUGAUUUUCGGAAUCGUAUUCUGAAUGAAGAUGAAGGAAAGAGCUUCAACUGAAACGGCAGAAACAGCAGCAUGUAUAGUGUGAAGAGCAUAUUUGUAUCUUGAUUCUUUUCUUGAUAUUCGCCACGGAAAAUUAAAGCGAUGUGCUUACAAGAAGAUGCAUCUGUAAUAUCUGCAGAUUUUCUUUUUGUUUUAUAUUGCAACUUUUUUCUAGCUCGGAAUUUUGGAGAUAACGAAGGCAUAUAAAGUUGCAAGUUUUGGUGCCAUGAAAAAUGGGUAAUACAGAGCAUUAAGGUAAUGGAUGAAUAUUUUGUCAUUGAUUCAGGACCGAUAAGUUCUAUAUAUCAUCUUUAGAAAACUAGGUGGGUGACAAAAAGAGUGUAAUUAAGUUGCCUUGAAAUAUUGUUUAGUUUGAGUUCGGCUUGAUUAUAAAUUCGAAGCUCGAAAUUUGAUUUGAA